AUGUCCAUCCCAACGAUUGACUUCCACAAGGCCGACGACGCGACAACGCGGCCACAACUCCUGCAAGACCUCCGCCACGCCCUAUCCGAGGUGGGAUUCCUGUACCUCUCCAACCACGGCAUUGGCGAGUCGAUCGUCCAGGACCUCGUGGAUGCCCUUCCCCGUCUCUUCGCGCUCCCGGACCCGGUCAAGGAGUCCGUCGCCCUCGUCAACUCACCCCACUUUUUGGGGUACAGCAAAUUCGGGUCUGAGAUCACGGCGCGCGUCAGGGAUCAGAGAGAGCAGUUCGAGUUCGCCAACGAGUUGCCGGACAGGUACGGCUUCGUCGUCUCGGCGGGGACGGAUUCGCCAUCGCCGCCGCUGUACACUCGGCUGCAGGGCCCGAACCAGUGGCCCAACUUCUCGGAGGUGCCCAGGUUCCGCGAGAUCGUCGAGUCGUACGUCGCGGCGAUGCAGGAUCUCGCAAUGAGGUUCCUCGAGCUGGUCACCGAGGCACUGGACUUGCCACCGCACAGUCUGGAGCGGUUCACGGGCCCGCAAGACCGGAUCAAGCUCGUGCACUACCGGCCCUCAUCGCCGUCCUCAUCCGCGGACGCCACGGCUCAGCCUUCUUCUCCUUCUUCUUCUUCUUCUCAGGGCGUCGGCCCGCACAAGGACAGUUCAGGCUGGAUGACGUUCCUGCUACAAGCGUCGGACCCGUCGAUCCGGGGCCUGCAGGUCCUGUCCAAGGACGGGGAGUGGCUGGACGCGCCGCCCGUGCCGGGAACCCUCGUCAUCAACAUGGGCCAGGCCUUCGAGGUCGUGACCAACGGCGUCUGCAAGGCGACCACGCACCGCGUCCUCCUCCCGCCCGGCGAGUACGACCGCUACAGCGUGCCCUUCUUCCAGGGCGUGCGCCCAGACCUGACUAAAUCGGACCUCAAGGCUCUGUGGGACCGGCAUUUCGACACUUCUGCAAAAGGGUGGAAGAUGGUGGGCAGAGAGUCCGACGAGGGCCGAAACAUCGACGGCCCCUUUCUCAGAGGUAGAUACGACACCUGGGGAGAGGCGCAGCUGAGGACGAAGAUAAGGAGCCAUCGUGAUGUCGGCUUGAGGUGGUACAAGGAUGUGUUCGACAAAUACAUCAGUGAUGAUUGA
This is a messenger RNA of Cladophialophora psammophila CBS 110553, 1137 nucleotides long. RefSeq lists its product as uncharacterized. The transcript has a single exon. Lineage: Eukaryota; Fungi; Ascomycota; Eurotiomycetes; Chaetothyriales; Herpotrichiellaceae. The record is from RefSeq and is a predicted model, not a curated record. Bases 1 to 1137 code for a protein of 378 amino acids.